CUCCAAAAAAAAGGCAGAAACUUUUUGUGAGGUUUACUUUGGUCUCCUUCUGGCGCUCUAAAACCUCAUCCUCCUCCACCUUCUCUUUCGCUCCGCUUCUGUUCGGGCGCUGCUCUUCUGGUUCACACCCCCACCGCACCGCCACCUACACCCUCAACUCCCUUCUCUCUCUACCUCUCUCUCUCUCUCUCUCUCUCUCUCUCUCUCUCUCUCUCUCUCUCUCUCGCUCGAGACCGAAGCGACUGAGAUUGAGAGUUCGCGAAGAUUCCAAGAACAUCCAGAAGUAAUAUUUGAAUGGCAAUUAUACCUGCUGGAAGUACCUGCGUUGCUCAAUGGGGCAUUCGCCCUCAGUGUUUGCUGACGUCCUAUGCCUCAAACAAGAUUCUGACAACCCAAUGCUGUUUUACAAACAAAAUACAAGAUUUUGGUGCGCAAGCUUCAAGCUUAUUUUCUCAGGAUUCCUUCCAUGCUCUGUCAUCUUCAAUCUCAUCUCAAACUUUACAUCGUCGUAGGGGAGCGCGGUUUAUAGUUAGAGCAGAUGCUGACUACUAUUCUGUCCUUGGGGUGUCAAGAAAUGCCAGUAAAUCUGAAAUUAAAAGCGCUUAUAGGAAGCUUGCAAGAACUUAUCAUCCGGAUGUGAACAAAGAACCUGGGGCGGAACAAAAGUUCAAGGAUAUUAGCAAUGCAUAUGAGGUCCUGUCUGAUGAUGAAAAACGAUCCUUGUAUGACAAAUAUGGAGAGGCUGGACUUAAAGGCGCUGGCGUGGGCACAGGGGACUUUAGCAAUCCUUUUGAUCUCUUUGAGUCCCUAUUUGAAGGGAUGGGCGGCAUGGGUGGGAUGGGUGGUAUGGGGGGAAGAGGGUCUAGGAGUAGAGCAGUUGAUGGCCAGGACGAAUAUUACAACCUCAUCUUGAACUUCAAGGAAGCAGUUUUUGGGGUUGAGAAGGAGAUUGAAAUAAGUCGAUUGGAGAGCUGUGGAACUUGUAAUGGUUCAGGCGCUAAACCGGGUACCACUCCAACCAGAUGCAGCACCUGUGGUGGGCAAGGCCAGGUGGUCUCAUCUGCAAGGACCCCAUUAGGUGUCUUCCAGCAGGUUAUGACUUGUUCUUCGUGUGGUGGAACUGGGGAAACGUCCACCCCUUGCAACACAUGUUCUGGGGAUGGUCGAGUCAGGCGGACGAAGCGGAUUAGUCUGAAAGUUCCAGCUGGCGUGGACUCUGGCAGCCGACUAAGAGUUCGGAAUGAAGGUAAUGCUGGUAGACGGGGUGGCUCACCUGGCGACUUAUUUGUUAUUAUUGAAGUUAUCCCAGAUCCCAUCCUCAAACGUGAUGACACCAACAUUUUGUACACUUGCAAAGUGUCCUACAUUGAUGCAAUUUUGGGGACGACCAUUAAGGUUCCAACAGUGGAUGGCAUGGUUGAUUUGAAGAUCCCUGCCGGUACCCAACCGAACACGACCCUUGUCAUGGCUAAGAAAGGUGUUCCUCUUCUAAACAAAAGCAACAUGAGGGGUGAUCAGCUGGUCCGAGUGCAGGUUGAAAUACCAAAACGAUUAAGCAGCGAUGAGAAAAAGCUCAUUGAGGAACUUGCCGACCUAAGCAAGGGCAAGGCUGCAAGCAGGAGAUAGUUGUUUUGUGCUCAUUUGUCAUAUCUGUCGUUUAUUCAAAAAUUCUCUUAUGUUGGUGCAUCGUUUUGAAAUCUUGAUGCACAUGUAGGUGAAAUCAGCUGUUCAUCGUCAGUUGAAUUGUGGUGGGGAAACGUAUUUGGAUGUUGGUUGUCGUAGGCAAAAAGAAUUAUCUUGUGAUAAUUUUGUCACCCUAACAAAAGUACGAAAAUGAGUUGCAGAUGAAAGUGAUAAAUUGAGGAUUUACCCCGGUAUUAUUCUGCACUAAAAAUUAGCUUUACAUUAUAAAUUACUCUUUGGGAUUGGAGUAAACUUAGUAGAUGUUUUCUUGUAUUUUUCUUUUAUAAUCUGGAUAC
Morus notabilis is the source of this 1979-nucleotide messenger RNA. RefSeq names its product chaperone protein dnaJ A6, chloroplastic. Lineage: Eukaryota; Viridiplantae; Streptophyta; Magnoliopsida; Rosales; Moraceae. Gene Ontology annotation, molecular function: heat shock protein binding; ATP binding. Gene Ontology annotation, biological process: protein refolding; response to heat. The coding region runs from base 295 to 1626 and encodes 443 amino acids. Gene Ontology annotation, cellular component: cytoplasm. The record is from RefSeq and is a predicted model, not a curated record. The transcript has 8 exons.